GCUCAACUUUCAACAUUUGGGACAGAUUUUAAAGCCUUUGCUAGCUGAUAUUUACGACCGUAACUUCCCCAACAUCAAAUUCCUCCUCGGUCGCGGUCGUGUGAGCUGCAUUGCAUGAGCUGCACGGCGCAGACUUAGUAAAUAUGCCUCCUACAGGAGCUCAAUUGCAGCAGCAACAGCAGCAGCGGCAGCAAUUUGUUCAUCCAGCCGCACAACAUGCUAAAAAGAAAGCAGCGUCCCCGUUCAUGAUUGAACCCAUAAAGGCACUUUACGUCUUCCUAAUUGUAAAUCUCAUAUCUGCUUUAUUUGCGCCUAUUCAAGAUUGCGAUGAGACCUUCAACUAUUGGGAACCGACCCAUUACAUCUCUCAUGGCUACGGGUUACAGACCUGGGAGUAUUCACCAGAAUAUGCCAUCCGAAGUUGGUCUUAUGUCGGCUUACAUGCUAUAAUUGGAAAUAUUAGAAGAUUAUUACCUCAAAAUACAAAGCUCUCCGAGUUUUACUUCGUUCGAUAUGUCUUGGCAUUUGUUUGCUCAUUAUGCCAAGUGCUCCUAUACCGUGUCAUCAGCUUCACCCUGAAUCCUAGGAUUGGCCUAUUCUUUCUUAUCGCGACGGUUGUAUCCCCCGGAAACUUCCACGCCAGUACGGCCUACCUACCCUCUAGCUUCGCCAUGUACACGUCCAUGCUUGGGGCUGUCGCAUUCAUGAAUUGGAGGGGAGGACUUAAGACGUCAUGGGGCAUAUGGUGGUUUGCCGUUGGUGGCAUCCUGGGAUGGCCUUUCGCUUCAGCUCUGUGUGCCCCUUUCCUGAUCGAGGAGGCUAUCUUUGCGGUCCUAAACUAUCCCCAGAGUUUUUACGAUGCAGUCCUCCGUGUCGGCAGAGGUGUAGUUGCCGCCUUAUUGCUCCUUGUCGGCGACACGGCUAUCAAUUCUUUCUUCUACAAGAAAAUCGAGGUUGUCUCUUGGAACAUCGUGAAAUACAACAUAUUCUCUUCUACGGGAGGCCCGAACCUCUACGGAACAGAACCAUGGACCUUCUAUUUCAGAAACCUUACCAUAAACUUCAAUAUUUGGUUCAUUCUAGCCUUACUGUCUUUGCCUCUAUUCCUCAUCCAAAAGGUCGUCUCCUCAAAGCAGCAUAGCUUUGGGACUGGGAUGCGUACGGUCGUAUUCCUCUCCCCCUUUUAUAUGUGGCUUGGUAUCUUCUCUAUGCAGCCACAUAAAGAGGAGCGGUUUAUGUAUCCUAUGUAUCCAUUCAUCGCUUUGAAUGCCGCCUUGGGGUUUCACAUUAUCUUGUCGGCCUUCGGCAAUCCCGACCCUAAAACCCUCGUCGGAAAGAUCCCAGCACGCUUGAAGCUUUUCACCGUUUUGGGCGUACUAUUAUUAUCGCUGGGCCUAGGCCUUACUCGCAUUAUCGGCGUAUAUACCGCCUACUCCGCGCCUUUGAAGCUCUACGAACCGCUUGGAGCUGGGAAAAUUGGUCAAGAAGGUCUAGGUGGACGCGGGGAUUAUGUGUGUUACGGUAAGGAAUGGUACCGGUUCCCGAGUUCUUACUUUUUACCUCGGGAUAUGCAUGCGAAAUUUAUUCGGUCAGAGUUCCGUGGGUUACUACCUGGAGAGUUCUCUGAAGCACGAACUGGAUUUGGCUUCUGGAGCGGUACCUGGCUGCCUGUAAGCGGCAUGAAUGAUCGCAACGAAGAGGAUAUGGGUAAGUACGUGGAUAUCAAAGCAUGCAAUUUCUUAGUCGACACGCAAUAUCCGGGGCAUGAUCAACCCCUACCGCCAAACGAGCCGAAUUACAUCGCAGACAAGGAGAACUGGGAAAUUGUUAAAUGCGAAGCGUUCCUAGAUGCGGCAAAUACGCAUCUCCUUGCGAGAGUCUUAUGGGUCCCGGACUUGAGUUUCAUUCCGGAGAAAUAUAGAAGAAAAUGGGGACAGCACUGUCUGUUGCAGAAGAGAAAGCAAUCAGGAGACUCUACUCCCAAGUCCGAGUCUUGAGCGGAUAGCGAAACAUAGAAGACCACCGUUAAAUUGAAUGAGUUGAAUAGUGUCCCAUGUAGCUAGACAUCUUGGCGUGAUGCUUUUUAGACCAGUUGGAUAGUCUAUUUCAAGCUAUAGAUCACGGCAAGGGGUAACCAUUUCUGGCACUUCUAAUUCGCAUGCAACUCAGGUGGACUCUAUUGGCAACGUAAUGGCCGUACUAGUCUGCUGAGAUGGCCGAAUUUCCAACCAUUAAAAUUGGAUAUUGAUCAUGGAUCGUCGGUAUAUCCACGGUGACAUAUACGGCCUGGACUCCGGUCCGCUCGGGUCGAAUUGCGUGUGGGCUCGUUAAGCUGCAAGGCGUGGCGUGGCGUGGCAGGCAGCAGUCUAGUGUCAAUUAAUUACUCGUUAAAUAUAAUAUAAUACCGG
Daldinia vernicosa is the source of this 2408-nucleotide messenger RNA. RefSeq names its product glycosyltransferase family 22 protein. Gene Ontology annotation, cellular component: endoplasmic reticulum membrane. The record is from RefSeq and is a predicted model, not a curated record. The transcript has 4 exons. Gene Ontology annotation, molecular function: alpha-1,2-mannosyltransferase activity. NCBI's taxonomy places the organism in Eukaryota, Fungi, Ascomycota, Sordariomycetes, Xylariales, Hypoxylaceae. Gene Ontology annotation, biological process: protein N-linked glycosylation. The coding region runs from base 144 to 1997 and encodes 617 amino acids.